CAUGUGAUGUAGGGAGAAAAAUAUCAACACCACUGAUCACUGAAACCGAGCAUUAACCACUGUGGUCUGGCUUUGUGCGGCGUUUACGUGGAAUAUUAUUAAUUAGCGUCCACAAUACUAAGUAACAACCGGAUGUUAGCUCUUCGUUUUUCCGGUGUCACUGCGCAGGAUGGCUGUGGCUCCCUCGGGCCAGUCCUCACUUGUGCACAGCUUGGCCACACUUCUUCGCAAUAAUGGUGACGUAGUCCUGGACGGCAGCAGCACGCUGACCCUCCCCGCCUGCACCCUGCAGCAGCUCACCAGGCUCUUUGAGCAGUAUUUGUUGUCCAGGAGCCAGCAGCAUGGCUUCCUGGCGCUUCCUUCCCAUCCGGCCGACACGUCCUCGCUAUUGCAGCUGCAGUUCCUGUUCGAUGUGUUGCAGAAGACGCUCUCUCUCAAGCUCAUCCGUCUGCCUGGAGUGAGGCUGGAGUCAGCAGUCAAAAUCUUCCCUUUCAAGUCGCUCAAGUGUUUAGAGCUGAAGAGAAUCCCAGCGCACCUCCUUGAGGGACUCCGAGGAGUUUAUUCCCAGCUUGAGGUCUUCACCUGCUCAAAGAGCCUCAACUCCCUGGAGGAGCUGCUCUCUCUGUGUGGAGGUGACCUGAGCUCUGCGCUGACCUGGCUGGAGCUCCACACCCUCAACUUCAGCUACAACUCCAUCGUCUGCCUCGACCAGUCACUAAGUUUACUAAACGUCCUGAAAUCCUUGGAUCUGAGCCAUAACAAGAUUCAAGAGUGCGGAGAAUUCCUAAAGCCUCUGAGUGAAUUGGAACACUUAAACUUGGGAUACAACUGCCUGCAGAGGGCGCCAACACUCGGGCCCAGCGCCAGGGCCAAGCUGCACACGCUCAUCCUCAGGAACAACGAACUGGAAACCAUUAACGGUGUGGAGCAGUUGUCCUCGCUCCAGCAUUUAGACCUGGCCUACAACCUGCUGCUGGAGCACGCCCAACUCGCCCCUCUCUCCCUGCUGCACGGCCUCACCAGCCUAAACCUGGAGGGAAACCCGCUGUACUUCCAGAAGAGCCACCGCACCUGCACCGUGCCACACCUGUCCCCGAAGGCCGCCAGCCUCAGAAUGAGGCUGGAUGGAACCCCACUGUCCUCCUCUGAAUUAUCCGUUCUACCCAAAGCAGGUCAGCUGAUCAUCCAGGUUCAGACGUCUGUGGCUCCAACCAGCGAUCCACCUGAAUGCAGCAAUCAGGAGCCGUCAAGUGGGGCGGGGGAUUUGAGUGACAGCCUGACCGCCGCCGAAGUUGGGAUGUCCCGGUUUAGGAAGAAGAAGUCCAGAAGUAAGGUCAAAGUUCGGAGAGCCAGCAUAUCAGAACCAAGUGAUACUGAUCACAAGCCCAGACCCUUCUCCUCUGCACAGGACAUUAUUCUGCCUCACCAACAGGAGAUCGAACGCAUGUCCAGCUUCAGAGACCAGCUUGGGGAAGACUGGCUGAGAUACCAGCACCAUCUAGAUGGAGGGGCUCCCACCACCAUCAGCAGCCCAUACAUCCCUCAGACUCUAACCAACGGCGUCAGCACCUCCAUAACACCCAGCCAUCCUGGGCCUGCUGUAGAGGUCCCAGAGGUUCUCCCACCGCCGCCACUGCUGUCCCCGGAGCCAAACGAUCUGGAGACAGACUCCACGCUGCAGUGGCUGAGUCCGAGCGGCCAGCAAACCGAUUCCACUCUGGAGGCCAGCACCGUGGACGGCCCGGUGGGGAAGCAGGAGGCGGCCGACUCUCACCAGUCCAGCCCCGAUUCCCAAAGGUCUGCCAGGGUGUCGAGUGGCGGUACCAACCCAGAAGAAGAAGAUGAAAUCGGAGUUGACCUGUGUCGCCCCCUGUUGGUCGGCAUCCUCCCCACCGGAGAGGAGGCUGACGGAGAAGGUAAGCAGGGGAAGAGGAUGGAAGUGUUUCUGCGGGUGAAGCACGGCGUCCUGGUGGAGGUGGACCCGCAGCGCGGCGUGGAGAUGUCCCGGCUGGAGCUGGACAGCCUGGCCCGGGUCCAGACCACACAGGCCAUCUGGACCCCACAGGACGCCAUGGAGCCGUUUCCUGCUGUGGAGCUUCACUUCGACUAUAUUGCCAAGUCCAAACGGAGGCGGUCCUACGUCCUGCUAGAUGACGACCCCCAUCAGGCUGCACAGGUUUUGAGCGACAUCCUGUCCGCUGUGCUGGAGGAGAACCAGCGGCGGGACUCUAAAUCCGGUCCUUCCUCCUCCCUCCUGCAGUGCCUCCGCUGCAGGUCAGAGUUCAGCUCUCACCUGGCAGCUGGUGAAGAGGAGGACGGUGGGAGUAGAGUGGGAGUGAUGCUGCGGGACGGUGAGGAAGGACGGAACAGGGAGGAGCAAACGGAGGCAGAUUAUAACAAUGGCACUUCAGGAGCAGUGUGCGUUUGUCCAGAGUGUGGUAGUGACCAUGUGGUCCAGGUGGCCCAUCAGGCGGCGCCCUGCAGCAGUACGCCCAUCAGCGGCUCGCCGCGGCUCGAACAUGAACUACAGCCUCUGGAUUUUUUCCCACAGAGCGGCGGCAGUGCGGAGCAGCUUGAUGAAGUGCAGCAGGUCGGCAGCAGCCUCCUCCUGCAGUCCGCCGCCGCCUCGCCGGAGCAGAGCUUCGUCACGGCCCAGGGUACCUCCUUUUUCAUCGGCGACGCCCCGGACCGCACCGACAGCCAGGGAAAGGAGGAGCUGGCAGGAAGCUACCACUACUCCGUCAGCGGCGCUACGCCCCCGCAAGCCCGGCCUCCUGCCGAACCUGCUCCUCCAUCCAUCCCAAAGGAUGACUUGGAUCUGUUGUCUGAGGACUACGAGUCUGUGGACCAUCGGCUGAAGCUUUUCUUGGAUGUGGAGGUCUUUGAAGAGGAAGAGGAGCUUCACUCUUUUCUCAAGAUGUCGGCUGUAAAAUAUGGAGAACCGGGGGAGGUUCCCUCGCUGUUGGUUGUUUCCAACCAGCGGCUAUACUUUCUGGAAAUGACAUCAGACGUGCACGCGGUGUUUCCUCCCAGCAGAGGUCCGCUCACCGAUUGGCUGCAGAAGAAGGACAGCUACCCAAUCAUGGAGCUCAGCUACCUGGAGGUGGGCCUGGGCUCCCAGAGCAUCCACAUGGAGUUUGCAGAUGGAGGCGUGGCCUAUACUCUCCUCGUCAGGGACAGCGUGCGCUGCAAGCGUUUCUUUGGCCUCCUAACAGGAAUGGUCCGUGAGAUGGCCCACAAAUCUGAGAGCAGGCUGCAGUCCAUCUCCACCACCAGGCUGUCCGCCCAGCACCACCUCUGGCCGCUGGUGUGCGAAGACAUCCAGGCAGAUGUGGAGGACGGACAGCUGCAGUUCUUCUACAUCCUGGCUUUUGUCCGCCGAGAGGAGCUGUGGCUGCCUCAGACUGUGCUGGCCACCAGAGAAACCCUCUACCUGCUGGACGAAGAUCACCAAUGGAGGAAAAGCGUCUCGGCGGCGCCCGAGGACAGCCGGGCGCGCAGCGGGAGCGUCGCCGUCCUGGAAACGCUUCCCAUCAGCUGCGUGAGCUCGGUUCUGCUGUGGGCCUCGGACCCGCUCAGGAUGGACUUCAAGCUUUACGACGAGACCGUGAAGCAGGAGAAGACGUGGUGCGUGCGCACGGAGAGCGCCGAGCUCCUCCAGGGUCUGCUGUCCUGGGUCAGGGCGCAGUGGGAGGCCAUGUUCGGAGUCAAGCUGCACACGAGUCUGCGAGACGAGCCGUCGUAAUGGAUCCAAGCAAACAAAACAACAAAAGCCGGAGUUUUAGGCUUCAGUCCUGUGCCGGGUUAUCGAGCGAGUCUGCAUCUUUUGUUUUCUCUGCACUCAAGUUUUUGCUCCCAUUAUGCUUGUUGCUUCAAGCCAAGAGCUGGGAAAUGAUUGCACUCAUUCAUGUGGUACACAAGCCUGUAAAAAAAAAAAAAAAAAAAAAAGCUCUGCUUGCAUAAUUUUUCCUCCAGGGAAAAAAAAACAAACAACAUCCCCAGUGGGUUUUUCUACAGCUGAAAUGAAGUGUGCCUUGUUUCUUUGUGAAGAUGAGACGUCCUCGUUCGGCGAUGCACCUAAAUGCACGUCGUGUUUUCUGGAUCGCCUGUCAGCGCUUCGCCAAUGUAGGGCAGGUUCCUCCGACUGGGGGGAACGGCAGCAAGGCUUUAACACGAGGAACGGCUAAGGCUCUCAUCAAGGGAAACCUUUGACCCCAGUUGGGGUCUUAUAGUUGGUCUAAGCAUAAAUGGUCUUGUGUACUGUUUAAAAUGUAAUCCACAGGUGUGAAUUAAGAGUUUAUAUAAAAUAGAUCGUCAGGAAGAAUCUAACUUAAUUUAUGUUGUCGAUGCACUUUUAUUUUUGUAUAAAUGGAUCAUCAAUGUGUUUACUUGGAUAUAAAAAAAAAAAAAAGAAGAAAAAGUCGUCUUUGUUUCUGUCGUCGCGUGGCCUUGAACAAUUCUGCCGACUUCCUGUUGCAAAUUUACAAAACGGACGCGUUUUAUUCAUUGAUGGAUCCUGCUGAUGAUGGCGAGAUUGGAAAAAAGGGAAAAGAAAAAAAAAAAAAAGAUACCCGAAGCCAAAAUUUCUCCAAAAUUAAGUUCCUUUUAUCCUCCUUCAACCGCAGAUAAAUCAUCACAUGUUUUACAUUUUAAUAGGUUUACUCUUCGUUAUUUGCAUGUCUGCUCCUGCUUGCUGCGGCGUCUCAAGAUAUUAAGGAAGCCAAAUUCCAAACUGGAUUUUUUGUCUUCGCCUGAUGCAACUUGUAAAGGUGGAGUUACUUUUGCCUGGUUGAUGAUACAGAAACAUUGAGGAGAGACGCAGACAAGGACUUUUAUUUAGCCAUUUUCCUCAUAUUUGAUUCAGCCUUCACUUGUUGCGUUUCCGCCAAGGUUUGGGACAAAUUGGAGGUAGGAAGACUACGUUGCUAAGACGGCAGGUCUCGAUGUGAACGAUUUAUGACCCCUGAGCGACCCCAGAGGUGAAGAGCAAGUGAUAAUAGAUGCCGUCGUCUAUGGAUCGAUUUUAAAAGUUUGACAGUGUUGCCACGUGAUCAUAAGGCGAAGGAAGUUUAGGAAAAAAGAAAGUACAGCUAACAGCAAUGGUACUUUGCGGAACACUGACUGGACCCUUUGGGUGUGUAGUCUGGACCAGAAGUGGUGAGACUGCGAUGUGAUGCGCUUCACUGACGUACUUUCUUCACAAUUAUCAGAAUUAUAGCGCAUAUCGCAUGUCAAUGAUGUAAAACUCGGGACAAAAGCGACAUGACUGCUGUGAAAGGAAUCUGAUGCGUAUUUUAUUUGGUAAAUGUGGAAGUGGCACAAAUCGGAUUGUUUUUGGGUGAAAACAUCGUAAUGAAAAUGUCUGAUACGGGCGACUUCAGGCAAAAAAUGAAUUGGACUUCGAUUGCAUUUGUCUUCUGUGUGAAUGUAGCGAGUUUGCAUGUGACGCUAGGCCUUCUAGGUCUGGAUAGGAAGUUAAUAAAACUGAAUGCAUUCAAAAUCCUCUUAAAUUUUCUACCAGUUGAACAACAGGAAUAAUUAUUGUUUGAGAAGGCGACAUUCAAACCUGGUUAUUGCUGAAAGCUCAAGUCGUUCAACUCCUGGAUCUUUUUUCAGGCGCGUCGUCACCACCAAAUGGGUAUGAGUGAAUAUGGUUUUGUGAUUUUUUUUUUUUUGCUUUCCUCUGCUAAACAAACAAAGAAAAUUUCCCUAGGCCCUAAAAGUUUUGGGUAAUCUCCUACAGAGGAGACGCCGAGUAAAUAAAGGACCCACGAAACGGAUCCUGGUUUCUAAGCACAAACAAAGAUGUUCUCUUUGGUCAUUUAGUACCAAAUGCUUUUUUUUUUUUCUUUUCACCGAGUUCAGUCCAGGCUCAGCUGUGUGAAAGCCAUAUUUGCCCAGUCUUGUCGGUGUAAAUAUUUCCUAGGCUGAGCAGAUGCCGCGCACAUGUUUCACAAGACCAGGAUCACCUUCGGUUCCAACCACGUGGCCGAGGGCCCCCCUGGCCCCCCACUCUCACCGGCCCUCCACAAACCAGUGAGCAGCAGCAGCAGCACACAAAUGACUGGUCGUUACUUACCCGCGACCGACCUGGUCUCAAUGUUCCCGGAGGUUUGAUGCACACAAUUAACAAGCGGCUCGUUUUGCAGCAAGGUUGAUUUCUGUCUCCGUGCAGGACUACAGGUCGUCCACAGUUGAAGGCCGCCGCUCUUCCCCCACAGAUGUGGACGUGUGCAGGAGACUCAAAACACUUUUCGCACCAUAGAUGUUCUCCCGGGUUUCGCAGUGUUUCCUUUCACACCAGCACUUUCGUUUAAAAUGUCAACUUUAUUUCCGUAAUAUUGGGUUUAUGUUAUGGAGGAAACCAACAGGCUGCUUACUGAGAGCUCUGGAUUGUAAUAGUUAGGAACAUUUUUGUGUUAUGAUGUUCUGAUUUUAACAUUUAUGUUGCAGGUACAAUAUUUAAGCUUGAAUUAGUUCCCAAAGUUUAUUUAAUGUUCUUCUUAGUCUCCUUCCUGAAGGCUAAGGCUUUGUGCAUAAAUUAUCCUGUGUUCAUUGUUAACUAGUCUUAGUGUAACCUGGUUGUAUUGCUCUUUUGUUAUAAUUACACAAAAUAUAUUUUUUGGAUUAUUUAUAUUGUUACUUGUAUUGUUCUGAAUACACCUCUAAGACUCUGUCGUUGUUUUAACCGUGUUAUUUUAAGAUCGGAAGCCCCGCCUUUUUAUUUCUUCUUCUGUGGUAUUCCUUUGGUUUGCCUUGCUUGACAUUUUCUGUUCAGGUCUUUUUUCUAGAUUUUUUAAAAUUAUUGCAGAGUAUUAGGGCCAUAAUAAUAGUUUUUUUUUUUUUUUUAUUUUAUUACAGGAAUAAAGUUGUAAAAUUAAGAGAAAACGUCGCUGUGAUGAGAAAAAGGCUUUAAUAGUUCACCAGCUCAGUGAGUCCUUGUGGUUUUGUCUUCAAAAUAGACGCACAAUUGUUUUAAAGUCCUUCUUCUGAUGAUAGUUGGAAAAAAAAAAUGAUAUGGAAUUAUAACUUCACAAAAUGCUGGACGUCCCUCAUUUCAUUUUUGUAUUGCUGCGCGUAGAAUUUCUCAUAAAAUUACUACUUCAUUCUCCUAUUACUACCUUGUUCAGGUAAUAUUGUUGACUUCAUUCUCAAAUUAUGACUAUUCUCAUUUUAUGACUUCGUACAACAACUUCAUUCUCGUGUCGGUACGACAUUGUUCUCGGCUGCAUGCUUGUACAUCGUUGUUGUUGUGCGUAAAAUUGCAACUUCUGGUGAUAUGAUUUUAUUGUCAAAUUAUUAUUUUAUUCCUGUUAUGUUACGACUUCAUUGUCAUACAUUAAUCUUGCAAUAUUGCGACUUUAUGCUUGUAUAGUCAUACCUACAUUGUCGUGCAACAUUUUUGUAAUGUCACAUGGUAAUAUGGCCUAAACCUCAAAAUGUUAUGUUUAUUCUCGUACAACUUUUUGUCAUAAUAUGACUGUACUAAAGGGAUUAGUUUGU
Messenger RNA from Xiphophorus maculatus (southern platyfish), 7503 nucleotides. RefSeq names its product serine/threonine kinase 11 interacting protein (gene stk11ip). Gene Ontology annotation, molecular function: protein binding. Gene Ontology annotation, cellular component: cytoplasm. The transcript has 26 exons. The record is from RefSeq and is a predicted model, not a curated record. Gene Ontology annotation, biological process: intracellular protein localization. NCBI's taxonomy places the organism in Eukaryota, Metazoa, Chordata, Actinopteri, Cyprinodontiformes, Poeciliidae. The coding region runs from base 170 to 3745 and encodes 1191 amino acids.